Messenger RNA from Medioppia subpectinata, 540 nucleotides. The record is from the annotation of a GenBank genome assembly. NCBI's taxonomy places the organism in Eukaryota, Metazoa, Arthropoda, Arachnida, Sarcoptiformes, Oppiidae.
AUGAUGUCCAGGCGAUCAUCGCGUAUAUUGCUAUGUGAACAAGAUCAAGGAGUGUUAAGUGUAGAUAUGGCACAACAGAUGAAACACAUGAAGACAUCACUUGAGACCGCAGAUGACGGCAAUGAAGACAACAUUCAACAGCCACAAAUGUAUGCCAAAGACUCUUUGGAUCGUUUCGGUGAUGAUAUGUUUGCAAUCAUCUUAUCUUAUCUUACAAUUGAAGACAGUUUUGCCUACGAAUGUGUGUCCAAACAGUUCCAGAGGACAGUCUUUGAAGGUGUUGUAAACAUCACUCUUAGCGACCGAUUUAUUAGUAAAAUAACAAAAGGAAUGAUAAUUCAAACCCAAUUGUUGGCUACAAUCACUACAAAGCUUUCAAACAUUCAGACCAUAGACUCAAGAGGAAUAAUCAAUGCAUACGAAGAACACAUUCCCGAACUGUUAAACACAUUUCGGAAUAAUUGUCGGCAUUUAAGGGAAAUAUACAGCGAUUCGCCGCAAGUAAUCCAAUGGAUCCGACCUCUAUUACAAAUCCAGUGA